AUGGCCACUGCAAAGUCGCUCUUCCGGAGGACCGUCCGUGACAAGGCUGGGUUGCGUCUGAUGCCGAAGACUGUCUGGUUAGAUGCAGCCGUGCAGAUCUUCUACUCCGUGGGCGCCGGGUUCGGCGUUCACCUCUCAUACGCUUCGUACAACACUUUCCACAACAAUUGCCUCAGGGACUGCCUGGUGACGACGGCCGUCAACUGUUUCACCAGCUUCUUCUCGGGCUUCGUCAUCUUCACGUACCUGGGCUUCAUGUCGCACAAGCAGGGCGUGCCCAUCGCCGACGUGGCGGCGGAAGGCCCGGGGCUCGUGUUCCAGGUGUACCCCGAGGCGGUGGCCACGCUGCCGGGCUCGCACCUGUGGUCCAUGCUCUUCUUCUUCAUGCUCAUCAUGCUGGGACUGGACAGCGCGGGUGGAAUUUACAUGUUUCAUUUGUUCGACACGUAUUCGGCAGGCAUCUCGCUCUUGUGCUCUGCGCUGUUCGAGGCCAUCGCCAUCUCGUGGUUCUACGCUCUUGUGCUCUGCACUGUUUCGAGGCCAUUGCCAUCUCGCGGUUCUACGGGAGUUGUCAUUUUUGGACUUGUGGAUGCAAAACCUCUUCAGUACCUAGAAUACAAAUAUCCAACAUGGGCUGUUGGAAUGGGCUGGACCCUCGCAUUUUCCUCCAUAUUUAUGAUUCCACUAGUAGCUGUCAUUCGUUUACUGAGGACACCUGGCACCUUGAAACAGCGGAUUGCCUACAAUAUAACUCCUAUUGAAGAGCAUGAGAGUAUUCGACUCACAAACAAAGUCAGCAGAUUCCGCUGCAAACAUUGGCUGUAUGUAUGAGGUAACAACCAAAAGGCAGUCUCACCGGAAAAUAUUCAGUGUUGUAAUGUUGUAUUUGCAGAACUUUAGGCCUCUGAUUUAAAAAUAUGACAAAAACUCCAUAGCGUAUUUUAGUCAUAAUGUAUGCUAUUGGAUUGGAUUGUAUUAAUUUACGAGAGAAUUCAAAAUUGAUAACAGUGAUCACAUAGGUGAAACUGUACACAGUUAACACCACUGAUUUACUAGAAUCAAGGACAAUACUUGUAAAUUAAAUCUAAACAAUUAUUCAUUACAUACCUAAUGAAGAAAAUUUGCUUUCAAAAUAGAUAUAUUAUGAUAGAGUCCUACGCAGUUUGAAAAUACAAAUGAAAGGCAAUAUCCCAUGUAUUACAUGUAUGUAGAUAAGCUACCAAUUCUGUCUAUUAACUUGCUAUGCAAUGCAAAUGGAACUACAUUAGAAAUAUAUUCUCAUUGCAAUUACUGAAAAUUACAGAAAAUCUUUUGAUAUCAUGACUUUCAAUUUCAAAUUUUCUCCCUUUCUCAUAGAAAAUAUAUCACACAUUGAAUGUAUUUAAACUAUUGGUUCUGAUUAUUUUAAAAUGUUUUUGGGCACUGAUGAAUGUGAAGAUUUGGCUCUUCAUUGAAUAUAUGAAGUGCAAUUAAAUUAACAAAGUCAGUAUUAGAUUAUUCAGUAUUAUUCGCACUGGUUGCUAUUGGAAACUUUUGAUAUGGUAUUUAUGGUUUUCAGCGAGAAAUAAAGAAUAAUAAUCAUUCCCAUUCUGCAAGACAUCAAUACCUUUCAUGGGAGAUGAUAGCCUGUGCUGGUAGAAUUCUUUUAUCAUAUUCUCUUCUCUUUCUCAUCCCAUCGCUACCACCCACUUUCAUUCACAUUUUCCUUUUCCAAUCUCAACUGUUGGUCCCUGCCUCCCUCCACUCUUCAAAUUCCUUUAAACAUCUGUAUUUGUUUUGCCUACUUCCUGUCAACCCUGUACACUCUGCCCAUAACUGCAUAGGCAGUUCAUUUCAAAAAAGUGAGGCAGGUACAAGCUUUUCUUCAAUGUUUUGAAACUUGAGGGUAUAAAUUUACAUAAAUGUUGACUGUUCUCCCCAUAUUUUCAAAUAACAUACUGCCAUCAACCUACCAGAAAGAUUUCACUUCACGACAGAAAACUAUAUGGUAGAUAAACAAAUAAAUAAUAUCGAAAACAUGUGUUGCCUCUAGUGUGUAGACAAUUUAUUACUUUUGAUAAGAUUCACAAGUUUAUUCCUCUCUCAACAAAUUUUCACAAUGUAAUCUUAUGCCGAAUUCUUUAAUGUUCCAUUUAUAGUGCCAUGCAAUGCAUGGUUUAUUGAUUAUUUUUCUACAAGAGAACAGUUUUCAAAUAAAGUUAUAUUUAAGGUUAGAUACAUUAAAUGAAGAAAAUGCACCUAGAAUGGCAUAGCAACAGAUCCAAAGUGAAUUCAAGGGGAAAUAAAUGUCAAAAAAAUUAGUUGAUAAAUAAUUUAAAUAUUCUUUACAUCUGUAAAAAAUACUUUUAUCAACAAAUGAUUUAUUUUUUUUAUUUGAAUGAAGCAAUGGAAUUUUACUAUCAAAUUUAGUUUUAUUCUGAAGUCAAUUUGGCUAAAAGGCAAAUAUUUCCAUUGUCUCACUCUUGGAUUCACUUCUGGUACAAGAACAGUUUUUUUGGAUUGAAAUGAUGACAGAACUUUAAACAUCAUGUAUUGAGAUUACCUGUCCUGUAUUAAUGAGAAUAUUUUUAUUUUUUCUGUUCAGACAUUUUUUUAUAAUUGUUUUAAGUACAAUUGAAAUUUAAUUAUUUAUAUCUAACAAUAAGAAACUAUAAAUAACUUAUACAUUAUAAUUUACAGUUAAAAUAGAUUUCAUUAUUUCAUUGCUGGGGGAAAAAAUAGAAAAUUAGUUAUUCUCCUUUGCAUUGGAAACAAUAUCAUAAACGUCAAAAUAUUUCAAAGUAAGGAAUUCACUUGAGAAAACUUGAAGCGUUUGUGUAUAAGUAUAGGACAAUGAUCAGCUUUGUGGUGGGUGCUAUACCAGAAACUGUGAAUACAGCGAAAUAAGAGAAUGUGUUCAUGGAACAACAUGUAGAAAUACUGUAUAUUCUUUAGUGUCAUUAGUGUACAUAUGUGUUGCUGAUCCCAUAUUUAUAGACAGGGGUUGUGAUUGUUUGGCCAAGAUAUGUAUUCUUUAAACCAAAGAGUUGUAUUCCAGAUUUUGUCUGCAAAUGCAGAUGGUGGUGUGACCUCCGUCCUUAUUGGCCUCACAUUUGGAUUUCUGUACAGUAAUGUAUACAAGCUCCUUGACAUAAUUUUUCGAAUAUUCAUUCUUCUUUGUGAAAAUUAUAAGAAAGCUUCACAUUCAAAUAAUGUGAUUUUCCUAAUAUAAUCCUUUGUUUUAAAUGUAAUUUAUGAUAAACAUAAUUUUAACUAGUACUAGCUGUUGCAAUUGUCAACUAAUUUUUGUACUAUAGUUCACAUGUUUUUUGUUCCUAUAUUUGCAUUCACAAACACUAACCAAAUAAUACUUCCAUGUCCAAACAGAUUUAAAGAUCAAGACAUGAUGUGGAUUGGUAUUAGUCAUUCUCAGUGUUCAUUUUUAUACUACAACAUAUUUAAGGACACUUUUGUACUUUUCCAUUGGUAAAAUGAUUAAAAACGGAAAUGGUACAAAAUUGUUAUUCCAUCUAAAGCUGGCAAAUACAACUGUGAAAUAAAUUAGAACAUUAGCACCUUCACAAUUUAAUGCAAAUAACAAAUUCAGUAAGCUUGGCAAUGUGUCUAAAGAAUGUAUUUACAAAUAGUAGCAUUAUAUGUAUAAACAGAACAUUUACCAUUCUAUUAAUUCUUAAUAACAAUAAUAAUGAUAUAUUUGAACAUUCAUAUAUAUAUUUUUGCUGAAUUUUUCUGUAACGUUGGUGUUGAUUUUAGUAGCAUUAUCUACAAUUUGCUCCCAAGAAGUGUAAUAGUUUUCGUCAGAAAAAACUUAGGAUCUAAAAUUAUAAUUUAUUUCAUAUAUAUUUUGUCCACUUGAAGAGUCCAUGGUAUAAUGUUUAUUUCCUUUUUUUCAAUGUUAAAAAGUGUAUCUGUCAACAUGAGCAGAAUAACAAUUUUUAAAGAAGUAAACCUGAACCAAAGUCCAGAAAGUGCAUAUACACAAAUUGUUUUAAUAUACCAAAAAGAAAUUGACAAAUAUUGCAUGAGUUACUAUCCAGAAUAUUGUCUUAUUGUACAACUAAUGACAUAAGGAAAAGAAUAUUUCUACUUAUAGAUCAGUGUAUAUAAAUGUACUUCUGAAUGUCUGUUUGUGAAAUAAAAGAAAUAAUGCUUAAUAUUUUAUCUCUGAAUUAUACCACCUCCCAUUAGAUUUCCUGCAAUGAAUUUGGC
This is a messenger RNA of Gryllus bimaculatus (two-spotted cricket), 4209 nucleotides long. NCBI's taxonomy places the organism in Eukaryota, Metazoa, Arthropoda, Insecta, Orthoptera, Gryllidae. The record is from the annotation of a GenBank genome assembly.